CAAGGAGCCAACAAAUCAAAUGAGAUGGGAUCUCCUAACUUGUGAUCAGCCGCAAGAAAAGAAGGCAAGUCGGCAGCCAAAAAAAAAGCAGCACAUGACUACGGCCAAUUCAAAACAAAACAACAAAAAUAGGAAGCUACAAUCAACCAGUUGCAAGGAGAUGGGAUGGGGAGCAAAAUCAUUUGCUGGGAAGAGCAAUAAAAGGUCGGCAGUAGGAGAGAAAAAAAUUGACACCCGCAGCUCUUGGCAACAGGGUAAGGGCAGUUCUUUGCAGAGAGAAGAUAUAGCAGCUGGCCGGAAGGGAAGAAACGCAGGACGAAAACCGCAGCCAGCUACUCCAUGUUCAUUCAUCUUUCAAUCUUAGUUGUUAAGGUUUUGUGUUAAAUUUCUUCUUUAAUUUCAUGUUUGAGUAAGCUUUAAAUUUCACUCUUGGAUUAUUUAUCAAUUGGAACUACUCUUAAGUUUGAUUUUGAACUAUUAUUAUGUUGAAUGAAUUUGUAUUUGAAUUAUAUGUUUCCUUGUAUUACUUUAGCUCCUCCAUUAAUUGUA
Messenger RNA from Cuscuta europaea, 549 nucleotides. The record is from the annotation of a GenBank genome assembly. Lineage: Eukaryota; Viridiplantae; Streptophyta; Magnoliopsida; Solanales; Convolvulaceae.